Trematomus bernacchii (emerald rockcod) is the source of this 1168-nucleotide messenger RNA. Its product is annotated as transmembrane O-methyltransferase homolog. The record is from RefSeq and is a predicted model, not a curated record. Lineage: Eukaryota; Metazoa; Chordata; Actinopteri; Perciformes; Nototheniidae. Gene Ontology annotation, biological process: catecholamine catabolic process; developmental process; dopamine metabolic process. The transcript has 4 exons. The coding region runs from base 255 to 1037 and encodes 260 amino acids. Gene Ontology annotation, molecular function: catechol O-methyltransferase activity.
CUUUGAUUUCCUGGAUACCAGAAACAGUUCAGUGUUUUUCUUUCAUUCAGUCUUUCUCCCGAAAUAUCUGUCUUUAAAGGAAAUCAUGGUUUGUUUUUCAGUCAGCCGGCUGUUUCCUUUAUGCUGCUCACCCUCUUGACUUCCAGGAGUCACACACCAUCUGUGUUUGACAGGACACACUCUUAAAUCUGGACGGGCAAAGGGCAGCUUGGCAAGUUUCAGCGCUUCCUUCCGUCUCCUCCUGAGUUUUAAAAAUGUGGCUCCUGGUUGUUUCCGCCCCGCUGCUUCCCGCCAUCUUCAUGGUGUCCAGGCGUUAUCGAGUCAAAGUUUCCGCACUGUGCCACCGAGCCCUUGCCUGGGCUCUGAGGCUGGUGAGAGGGAGAGUGUGUGUGAAGAGCACCCACGCCUUCGUCUUCUCCAGAUGCACCCAUGGCAAAGCUGACAGCGUCCUGCAGACCUAUGACCUCUACGCCAACACACACCCCUCACUCUGCAUCAGCCCACACAUGAGUGGGGUGUUGGAGGAGGCGGUGCAGAGAGUCCGCCCCCCCCUGGUGUUGGAGCUGGGGAUGCACUGUGGGUACAGCUCUGUGCGCCUGCUGCGUCUGCUGCCCCCUGCUGGCAGACUGAUCACAGUGGAGCUGGACCCCCUCACUGCAGAGCUGGGGGAGGAAAUCAUUCUGGUGUCUGGCUUCAAACACUCCCAGUUCCAGGUGUUGACUUCUAGCUCAGCUGAGGCCAUCCCAACGUUGCCUUCUUUACUCACUGAUCUUGAUAAAGGGAGCAGUGAGGGCUUCAGUCUGGUGCUGAUGGACCACGACCCCCAGCAGUACCUCCCUGACCUGCUGUCUCUGGAGAGAGAGGAGCUCCUCCGCCCCUCCGGCUGCUCCUUCCUCCUGAUCCACAGGAAGCAAAGAGAUCUCAGAGAAAUCCUGGAUCACAUCGGAGCGAGGCCCGACUGCUACUGCAUCAAAUCAGAGCGCCAGGGUGUGACGGAGAUCUUCUACCAGAAGGGAAGCACAGGGUUAGAUAGGUGAUACAGAAUGUAAAUAUGGAAGUGAGUGCUUUUGGUUUGUGUGGACUAGAUCAACCAACAGUGUUAAACUUCCUUAUAUUACCAUAAAAUGGUCAAAGAAUUAAAGGAGCGGACAUGAACUACUUUCUAGAA